CAUACAGAUUCACUGUUAUCAGAGGAAAAUUUUCUCGUCUGCGAAGCUAAGGUCCAAAUGUGCGCACGAAAAAAUGUCAGAGAAUUCCCCAACCGGUGACAAAACACCUCCACUGCCAACAUCAGCCAACGCAAUCAUCAUGGCUCCCAUCAUGGUUCCUUACGAGCUGCGCAAUGCUGAAGCUGUACACGAUCAGAUGCUUCGAGACUCGAAGAACUAUUCCGAUAAUUUGCGCAAGGGUGCCGAGCAAUUCCUAACGAACUACCUCCUUGAGGAACAAUUGAAGGCCAUCAAGCUCGAGACCGAAGCAGCGGAGGAGAAAGCCAAGCUACAAGAAGACAUUAUCUUGGAGCAGAAGAGGAUACAAGACGCGGAGGCAAGAGUCCUGAACGCGCAGAGGGAAUUGAGGGAAUCGGAGAGAAAGAGACGAGAGGCAGAAGUCAAAGCACGAGAGGCAGAAGUCAAGGCACGAGAGGCGGAAAAUGCUGUCAAGCGUAUGCCAGCAGUUCCUCCUCGAGUCGCAACCCCACCACCAGCUACUUCGACUACCACUUCAGCCAAUACGACCCAAACACCAGUUGCAAAAUCGCCUGCGGAGGCUGCUACUAGCCAACCUGCUCAACCUCCUCAUAACCCAUUCGCGCAAGUCAAGCCCCCUACGACCCAAUCAUCCGUCGAGUCUGCGGCUACUCCUCCAGCCUCUGCUCCCAACCCUUCCGCCCCAGCAGCAAGCAGCACUCCCGCUCCUCCCCAAUCCGCCCUUCAACAUGUUCCAAUCCCAAGUCAGCCUUCGGCAGGUACUGCGAAUCAGCCUGCUACGAGUUUCUCAGACAUGGUUGAUGGGCCUGAGACUCAAAAGUAUAUUUCCGUUCACCUUCAACUUAAGAUGCUCCGAAAACAGGUCAAGCCAAAGGGCAAGGCGAACACAAGUCCAUUGAAAGAUGUAGCUAUGAAGCAAGGCGCGGAUAUUCGUGUUGCUCUGGGACAAUUGUCAAUUGGAAACAAGAACGCGAAUGUCUUCAACAAGCUCCGUGAUAUCAUGAAGGACUCAUUGACAUACCAAGUCAACAUCGGCCAAGGCGCUCAGGUCCCUAUGAUCGAUCCCUCCCCAUACGUGCUUCGAGUACCUGCUCCUGUCACCGAUGGAACCGCUAAGAACAAUGGCGAUCAACUCCCUGUCUUGUUCAUAUACCUUCUGUCUAUCUUCUCUAAAGCCCUCAUCGCCCAAGCUGCUCAAGAAGCUGCCUUGAAGUCUGAGAGUGCUGAACCAAUCGCGAUGGCUGCCCAUCAAAUCUUCUCUCACCCUGAUCUCCUCUGGCGCGGCAUGUCCAUGAUCGAUAUCUUGAUCGCAAAGCUUCGCAAGUCAUGUGGAGCACUCUUUGGCUUCAGAGGCGCCGAGACGAAGGACACUGGCCGUAUCACACUGGGCUGGAAGAAGGAAGACGGCAUGUGGGUCUCCGAAUCGAUCCAUUACGAUCGCAUGAGAGGCAUUGGCGCUUUCUAUGCUGGCUUGACUCUUCGUCGCUACAAGAACCGCGUCAACCCCUAUCCUCCACCUCACUACUGGCGAGCCAUGGCUGCUAUCCUUACUUGCCCACAACAAGAGAGAUCCAACACCAGCUACUAUGUCCUCGGUGCUCUGAUCAAGGGUUACGAAGGAAAGUUCCAAGAGUUCUACGGAGAUUUCGCUCGUCUUGCCUUGGAAGCUGCGUUGAUCCACUACCCCAUGGGUGCGAGAGAGAAGAACGUCGCCGUUAUGACAUUGCUCACUUUAGGAGAUAAGGCAAAGACGGACGGUUUCAUUCCUCAGGCGUAAAGAUAAAUCACAUUAGUCACUGGGUACCGGGAGUUCAGGUUGCUUGGAGAGCAUGGAUGGCGUUGGGACUGGUGGUUCUGUUAUUCGAGACAGGUGGUGCAUCAAGUCUUUGAUUCAGUACUCCAUAUUCCUCCAUAGAUGGGGAGUUUUUCUAGAUGAAUGUACUCUAGAGAUAUCAGAUAAAUGAUACAUGAGAC
Mollisia scopiformis is the source of this 2013-nucleotide messenger RNA. RefSeq names its product GLE1-domain-containing protein. Gene Ontology annotation, biological process: poly(A)+ mRNA export from nucleus; regulation of translational initiation; regulation of translational termination. The record is from RefSeq and is a predicted model, not a curated record. The coding region runs from base 74 to 1816 and encodes 580 amino acids. Lineage: Eukaryota; Fungi; Ascomycota; Leotiomycetes; Helotiales; Mollisiaceae. Gene Ontology annotation, cellular component: nuclear pore cytoplasmic filaments; nuclear pore; cytoplasm. Gene Ontology annotation, molecular function: phospholipid binding; inositol hexakisphosphate binding; translation initiation factor binding. The transcript has 2 exons.